AUUUUCAUUGUCAAUCAUUUUCACGUGUAAAAUUGAUUAAUUAUUAUUAACAAUUAAAAAAAAGACAUUACGUAAUUGAUAAAACAAAGAUAGAGAGUUGUAUUUUCUUUUAUAAAGAGUAAAUUUUAAUUUGAGUAAAAGUAAUUAGUUUAAAUUUUAUUACCGACAAGUAUUGUAAUCGAUUUGUUGGAUUUUUCGACAAUCAAUUACGAGGUUGUAGGUGUUUCUAUUGUGACAAUUGUGCUAUAAAUAAAAAUAUUUGGAGUCUAAUACUCCUUAAAAUAGUAAGUUUGAUAAAUAACAAUUGAUGGGUAUCGGCUACUAUCUACAGAGGUACACUAUUGUGACAGUAUUUCCCACAACUCUAUUUUAUUUUAUCUACGCAGAUUAUAACCGUACACAGAAGUGGAAAAAAAGCAAAAUUCAAAAUGAGAUUGGAAGGAGCAGCGUACACACGCAUGUGGAUUAAAUUUUAUGCAAUACUGUUUGGUACUUUUGGUACUACUCUCACUGCUGGUAUAUAUUUGGAUAGAAAUGAGACGGAAAGAAUGUCUAGAUUUCGUGAUAAAUCCGCUCUAUACGGUAGAACACUUGCACCAGGUGAACCUCCCUCAUGGUAAUUCGUCAUAAUUUGACAAAAUAUACAUUUAAGAUUCAAAUUUAAUAUCAAUGAUGUUUAAUAAACAUGUAGAAUAAUUGAAAA
Messenger RNA from Leptopilina boulardi, 703 nucleotides. RefSeq lists its product as uncharacterized. Bases 429 to 620 code for a protein of 63 amino acids. NCBI's taxonomy places the organism in Eukaryota, Metazoa, Arthropoda, Insecta, Hymenoptera, Figitidae. The transcript has 2 exons. Gene Ontology annotation, cellular component: mitochondrion. The record is from RefSeq and is a predicted model, not a curated record.